AUGACGUUGGCACCUGCUGCAAUGUCUCACCAACCACGAAGAUGCGCGGCCGCCUACAUCAACGACGACGACAGGAGUUGGGAUGUCGACGACGACGACGGCUCCUUCUCCGUCGUCUCGACGGCGCCCGACGUCGAGGCCGUCUUCACGCCGACCGUCGCGAGCCAUGAGACGGACGAGUUCGACCUGUUCCCCAUGGAGGUGGACGCCCAGGCCGACGACCGCCGCUCGCAGAUGUCGUGCGGCCAGUCGACGUCGGUGCCGCCGAGCGUCUACGAGGACGAGGUGGCCUACGGCCGCCGCUAUCACGGGUACCGAAAGGGCCGGUACCCGCUGCCCAACGACCGGCAGGAGCAGCAGCGGGAGGAGACGAACCACGCGAUGAUGCUGGAGCUUACCGGCGGCCACCUCUUCUACGCCGACGUCGGCCAGCACCCGCAAAAGAUAAUCGACAUCGGAACCGGCACCGGAAGCUGGGCCAUCGACGUGGCCGACGUCUACCCCAGCGCCAGCGUCAUCGGCACCGACCUGUCCGCCAUCCAGCCCAAGUGGGUUCCCGUCAACGUCCGCAUGUUUGUCGACGACUGCGAGGAGCCCGACUGGCUCCACGGCUCCAACUACGACCUCGUCCACUUCCGGGGCAUGGCCGGCAUCCUGCGCGACGUCUCGGCCGUCCUGCGGAAGACGCACCCGCGCGUCCGGAACGGGGGCUGGGUCGAGUUUCAAGAAGUCAUCCCCCAGAUACACUGCGACGACGGCACCAUGGCUCCCGACGACCCGCUCCGCAUAUUCUACGACUCGGCCGUCCAGGGCUUGCGCGCCUUCGGCUGCGAUCCCAUGCGCACGACGGAGCUCGAGGACAUACUCGACCGCGCCGGCUUCACCAACAUCCGGUGCGUCGUCAAGAGGGUCCCCAUCGGCACCUGGCCGCGCGACAAGCACCUCAAGACGCUCGGCCUCUUCAUGAAGACCAUCAUACUCGACUCCCUCGACGCCCUGGCGGCGAAGCCCCUGGCGGCCCUGAACAUCCCCCACUACGAGAGGAUAGAGCUCGUGCGGCUCGUGAGGAGGAGCCUCGAGGACAAGAACAUCCACCGCUACGUCAACUGCUGCUUCUGCUACGGCCAGAAGAAGGAGCAGUACAUGUCCGAGUCGGGGCAUUACUUUUGA
Messenger RNA from Drechmeria coniospora, 1170 nucleotides. RefSeq lists its product as uncharacterized. Bases 1 to 1170 code for a protein of 389 amino acids. The transcript has 5 exons. NCBI's taxonomy places the organism in Eukaryota, Fungi, Ascomycota, Sordariomycetes, Hypocreales, Ophiocordycipitaceae. The record is from RefSeq and is a predicted model, not a curated record. Gene Ontology annotation, molecular function: methyltransferase activity.